CCAAUAAUAUAUACCAGCUGGGUCAGAGACAAAAUUCGUACAAUCUAUUUAGCUUCAAAAUUCAUAGUGAAAUACUGAAAAUGUAUUUCUCUGAUAUAAUUAUCGUGUGAGAUUAUCACUGAUAUGUCCGAGCCAUCACCAAAAUUGCGAAGAAUUUGGUGUUCGUUAAAUAGCUCAUCAUAAGCAAGACAAGUCAACGAUUGAAGUUUUUUUUUGGAGUAUCCGUGUUUUCCAUAUCGUUCUAUUGAAUUUUAUAUGAUGGCCGAAUUCGUACUCCGUGCUAAAACAAAAUCAGGUCAGAAAGUCGUGAACGGAUUGUCAUCGAACAAGACUGUAGCCGAGUUGAAACGGAAAUUAUCGGAACUGACAGGGAUUGAUAUUAAUGCCCUUCUUGUACGCAAUGGAUUUCCACCGAAGGUACUGAAUUUAAGUUGUUCAAAUUCAACACUGAGUGACACUGGUAUUGUAUCUGGUGAUACUCUCAUUGUUGAGGAGAAAAUCAAUGUGUGCAAUGGUGAAAAGGAGUCAAGGUCGCAUAUCGUUGAUAGCGAACGAUUCACUGACACACCUGGUAUGCUCAUGAAAAAAAUUGUUCCUGCCGACAAUUCGUGCCUUUUUACCAGUGUUGGAUAUGUACUCAAUGGUAAAGUUGAUCCAACGUGCAGCGAUUUCAUGCGUGAGAUAAUAGCUAGUGCUGUUGCUUCUAGUCCUGAAGAAUACUCCGAGGCGAUACUUGGAAAACCCAAUUCGGUUUAUUGCGAAUGGAUUCUUAAAACUGAUUCCUGGGGUGGUGCCAUUGAAGUCUCCAUUCUCUCGAAAUUUUUUGGUUUGGAAAUAGCCGUUGUCGAUAGUGUUAACGGUAUAAUCAAUAGAUUCGGGGAGGACCAACAUUAUGCUCAAAGAGUUUUCCUCAUUUUUGAUGGAAUACAUUAUGAUCCGCUUUAUCUCGAGCCACACGACGGUGGAAGGAUACAAACAAUCUUCCAAACGGACGAUGAGAAGGUACUUUUAGAAGCUGGCCAAUUAGCCAAAGAGGCUAAAUCUAGUCGUCAAUAUACGGACGUACAAAAUUUUACUGUCAAAUGUCUGGAUUGCAACAUUCAUCUCGCUGGACAAACUGCUGCUAGUCAGCAUGCCAAGGAGACUGGCCACACGAGUUUUGGGGAAAUAGCGUAGCAUCGUUAAAAUGAUCCUUUGACGAAGGAUUGAUUACGUGAGAAAUCACUGGACCACUCGAUUGGAAAUCAAACAAGACAUUACCUGAAAUCACUGAAGAUUAGGUGAUUUUCCGUUCCGGCAGUGAUUUCUAAUGACGUCUGAAAAUCAUUGAAAAACAGUAGAACUCAUGACGAAAUCGGGUGAUUUCAGAAAUAAUUAAAUAUCAUUGAUGAAAGUGAAA
Molecule: messenger RNA, 1399 nt
Organism: Diachasmimorpha longicaudata
Lineage: Eukaryota; Metazoa; Arthropoda; Insecta; Hymenoptera; Braconidae
Gene: Yod1
Product: ubiquitin thioesterase Otu1
Exons: 3
Coding region: 256-1176 (306 amino acids)
Biological process (GO): protein deubiquitination; endoplasmic reticulum unfolded protein response
Cellular component (GO): cytosol; nucleus
Molecular function (GO): cysteine-type deubiquitinase activity
Source: RefSeq, a predicted model, not a curated record